Messenger RNA from Salvelinus fontinalis (brook trout), 2316 nucleotides. RefSeq names its product mitochondrial E3 ubiquitin protein ligase 1b (gene mul1). The coding region runs from base 631 to 1740 and encodes 369 amino acids. Lineage: Eukaryota; Metazoa; Chordata; Actinopteri; Salmoniformes; Salmonidae. The transcript has 5 exons. The record is from RefSeq and is a predicted model, not a curated record. Gene Ontology annotation, molecular function: ubiquitin-protein transferase activity. Gene Ontology annotation, biological process: protein ubiquitination; organelle organization. Gene Ontology annotation, cellular component: mitochondrion.
UACACCAGUGAAGGGCUAAAUUACAGAGCCCCUUAGCUAGCGCAAUGUCAACAAUCUUGCUAGCUACUGACAGGUUUUCAUGUUCAGUCAAUAUAUUCUGUAUGAUGCCAAAUGUUUUAAUAUGUUUUGUAUUUUGGCGACUGCGUUGUUGUCAUUAGCUAAGCAUUUGAAAUGGUCACUCGCCUCCAGAAGGUCAGUCAACCCAAAUAUAUUUUUGCUGGAUCAAAAUUGGAGUCCUCGAUUACGUUAGCUACAGUAAUAAUUAGCUGGGUCAUUCUCACGAAAUUUGACCCAAAAAUGAGUUUCAUUUUUAACGAAAUGUCCUCUUUGAUCACUGAGAUUAGGUAUCUGUACUUAUCUAUACUGAACAAAAAUAGCAUGGCAUGGCAUCUGCCUAUAAAACAAAAAAGUAGGGCGUGAAUCAUAAAACCAGUCAGUAUCUGGUGUGACCACCAUUUAUUUGUCUCAUGCUGCACGACACAUCUUCAAAUAGAGUUGAUGAGGCUGUUGAUUGUGGCCUGAGGAAUGUUGUCCCACUCCUCAUCAAUGGCUGUGCGAAGUUGCUGGAUAUUGGCAGGAAAUGGAACAAGCUGUCGUACAUGUUGAUCCAGAGCAUCCCAAACAUGCUCAAUGGGUGACAUGUUUGGUGGGGUUACACCUGCCCUUGUGUUCUCUGAAAAGAUGGAUUCUAGUGGGAAACCCUCCACAGCCCAAGUCCUACUAUUAACCACCAGCUCAGCACUGACUGCAGUCUUCUACUCUGUGUACAGGAGGAGGACAACAACAGUAGCAAGAUUAAAGGGAGCCAAGAGAGUGUCUAUUGAUCAGGAUCUGAAGAACAUCCUGACAGCAGCACCAGGAAAAUGUGUUCCGUACGCUGUGAUCGAAGGUGUUGUGAGAUCUGUUAAAGAAACCCUGAACAGCCAGUUUGUGGACAACUGCAAAGGGGUCAUCGAGAGGUUAACUCUAAAGGAGAAGAAGAUGGUGUGGAAUCGCACCACUCAUCUCUGGAACGAGAGUGAAAAGGUCAUCCACCAGCGCACCAACACGGUGCCCUUUGACCUGGCAUCCCACGACAUGGCCAUGGCCGCCACCAUCCGGGUCAUCCGUCCCCUGGACUCCUCAGAGCUAGACCUGGAGACCACUUACGAGAACUUUCACCCCACGGUCCAGUCCCUGACCAAUGUCAUUGGCCACUUCAUCAGCGGGGAGCGCCCUAAAGGUAUCCACGAGACGGAGGAGAUGCUGCGUCUGGGGGAGAGUGUGACCGGGGUCGGGGAGCUGGUGCUGGACAACAACCUGGUGAAGCUCCAGCCUCCCAAGCAGGGCCUGAGGUACUUCCUCAGCCGACUGGACUAUGACUCCCUGGUGGAGAAGCAGCAGAGCAGCGUCAGAGUCUGGAGGGUCCUGACCGCGGUGUUUGGUGUGGUAGCUUCUACGACGCUCCUCUUCAUCCUGUGGAAGCAGUGGGUUUACCACAGACAGAGGAGAAAGGAGAAGAACGUCCUGGAGGAGUUCAAGGAGCAUCAGAGGAAGAGGAUGAGGGAGAUGAAUGUAGAGGAGACCAGUGUUUCCCCUAGUGCCUGUACGGUGUGUCUGAGCCGGGAGCGUUCCUGUGUGUUCCUGGAGUGUGGGCAUGUCUGUGCCUGUGACCAGUGCUACCAGGCUCUUCCAGAGCCAAAGAAGUGCCCUAUCUGCAGGGCACCGAUAGAGAGGGUAGUACCGCUUUAUAACAGCUAAUGGACAAUGCCAUGGCGAUUGUAACUGGACUAAUCUAAUGUUACUGAAAAAAGGAUUGUGUAUUUGUUUGUCUUUUUUUGUGUGACAGGAAAAUGACUGUGUAUCAUUUAAAGUGGUACUUGUAGCUUUAACAUUUCAUUGAAAGAUCAACCUUACUGUGUUGUAAUUAUGCAUAUGUUGAUUUGAGUUCUAUCAGUUGAGGAAAAGAUGUCCUUUUUCCAUAGAGAGUUGUAGAAUCAACUCAGAAGUUGAAUGUCUUCACCUCAAUGUUUCUCCAAAGCACAUCAAAGCCAUUUUGAAUAAAGAAAGAAAAACACAAAACAAAUCCUCAACUUAUUUUUCAAAGUUGGAGUAUACAUUUACAUCUGUAUACUAACUAUCCACACAGUUAUGAAAAUAUGUAUUGCUGCCAGGACAGAGUGACUUCUGCCUUUCAUACAUGUUUUCAACAGUGAUAUGUUAUGUUUUGCAUAAGCCAUUGAAUUUGAUAUGAGCAGUGAAAGUACAGAAAGAAAACAUGUGCAAGAUAGAAACAUUUUAUAAUGUAAGAAAAGUAUCAAGUAUGUCCCCCAAGUU